CGCACACUCACUUUUCUCACACACACAACACACAGUUGGACAUACAAAGUUUCUUGUAUCUAUACAUUUUUUCUUGUUUAAAAAAUUUAUUUGUUUAUUUAUUAUGUGUCUGCCUGUGAAGUGAUACGAAUACAAGAUUUAUCUGGAGCUUGGUUUCAGCUGGAGAUUCAAACUUUGAGCUCAACUUGUGCGAAUCGGAUUAUUCGAAUCUUUGGCGCGAUUGGUACAGGUGGCUCUAGGAAAGCCAAUGAUUGCCUAUUAAAGCUCCCCGGUUAUGGAGGUAGCUGAUGAAGAAACAACAUUUCGUUUUUGAUAGUAGAGUACUUGGAGCAAAGAUGAAUCAGCUGCCGUUUAUGGGAGUUGUCUGUACUGUGAUGUUGUUCAUUAUAUAUAGGACCACAAAUUAUCAAUAUCAACAAACAGAGAUGGAAUCAAGAUUGUACCCAUUUUACACAUCAAAGGACUCAGGAGUGGAUUCUAGAAAUUUAGAUAGCUUGCCUCAUGGCAUCAUCGAAGCAAGGUCAGACCUGGAGUUAAAGCCUUUGUGGACAGCAAGCAGCUCCAGGUCAAAGGCCAGUGCACACAGGUCUUGUAAUUUGCUAGCAAUGCCCGUUGGAAUUAAGCAAAAGAAGAACGUAGAUACUGUUGUUCGAAAGUUUCUUUCAGAAAAUUUCACAAUAAUUUUGUUUCACUAUGAUGGCAACUUGGAUGGGUGGUGGGACCUGGGAUGGAGUACAAGAGCCAACCUCAACAUUUUCAAUCUCACGUUUCAGUCUGAACCUCUAAGGUGGUUUGCAAAACGCUUUUUACAUCCAGCAGUUGUUUCUAUUUAUGAUUAUAUAUUCUUGUGGGAUGAAGAUUUGGGGGUGAACCAUUUCCACCCAGGAAGGUAUUUGGAUAUUGUAAAAUCAGAAGGACUUGAAAUAUCUCAGCCAGCUUUGGACCCAAAUUCAACCGGUAUACAUCACAGAAUCACAGUAAGAAAUAGAGUGAAAAAAUUCCACAGAAGAGUGUAUGAUGACAGAGGUAGUAUAAGGUGCUCAGAUGACAGUGAGGGGCCGCCAUGCAGUGGUUUUGUGGAAGGUAUGGCUCCAGUAUUUUCGAGAUCGGCAUGGCAUUGUGCCUGGCAUUUAAUACAGAAUGAUCUAGUUCAUGGAUGGGGAAUGGACAUGAAACUUGGCUAUUGUGCACAGGGGGAUCGCACAAAAAAUGUGGGAGUAGUUGAUAGUGAAUAUGUUGUUCAUCAGAGUAUACAAACAUUGGGUGGGGCAUCUGCUACAAAGGUACCGAAUCGUGAAGAGACUGCUAAGGUACUUCUGUACUUGUAUUUGCACAUUGUACAGAGACACGCCAUCGAUGUAAGAACAGAGAUCAGAAGGCAGUCAUCAAUAGAACUCAAAAAGUUCAAGGAGCGAUGGGAAAGAGCGGUUAAGGAGGAUAAAAAUUGGGUGGAUCCAUUCCCGAAAACCUGGAGACGCAAGAUUUGGCGUAACUAUAGGCGUCAUUCUAAGGAUUAAAAGUAAAGGUUUUGAUUUGCUUGGUGGAGUAUUUUAUACCCUUCUGUAAUUUUUAGUCUGAUGGAACUUUGUCAAUUCAUAUAGUUAGAUUUUUUUUUUUUUUUUUUUU
Molecule: messenger RNA, 1626 nt
Organism: Striga asiatica
Lineage: Eukaryota; Viridiplantae; Streptophyta; Magnoliopsida; Lamiales; Orobanchaceae
Source: the annotation of a GenBank genome assembly